UUCUGUCUUACAAAGCAGUACUAGGUUGUGCUGAAAUGGAAUACUUUUUAGUAGAUCACAAUUACUGGAGUACUGUGAUUAGUAUUCUUGCUCAGCAAUACUUUUCGGACUCACAUGCCACUUGUAUUUUGUGGCAUCCUGCGUUUGACUUCAAACUGGAUUCAGUUGAACCACUACCGCUUGUUAUAAUGGAUUCACAGAGAUGGGCUUUAAACAAAUCCGAUGGCCAAGAUGUAUAUGACUACAACAAAAAACGUAACGAAUUUAAAAAGAAUGGUAUACCCCAUAACGACGAUUGGAUACUUUGGCUGACAAUUGCCAUUGAACAGUCGCACUGUGAGACUUUUAUAGCCUUUCAGGAGCAGAUACCCGAAUUCGCUCGAUCCUUUUACCACGCCAGUAUCUAUUCCAUUUGGCGUUCUCUGAGAAAUAAAUUUAUUUUUGUUUAUACUACGGAAUUGCUGGAGGAUAAUGAUUACUAUUUCAGCGAGUAUAUAUUUCAAGAUCAACCAAAUAUUUUACUGGUCACCUCGGAUUACCUCAACUCGAGCAGCUUCGAGAUCAAGACGAACCGCUUCGUUGGUCGGCGAAAUUUUGAUCCAGCACCGGGACAAAUUCAAUUUGAUCACCUUUAUCGAUACAAUUCUGUCGAAAAUUGUGCAACCUGGACUUAUGAGCUGAAAAGGAGAAUGUCCGAAAAACUCCAAAACCUUCAAGGAAGGGAAAUAGUUAUUGGUGUUUUUGAUUACAAACCCUUCAUGCUGUUGGACUACGAAAAACAACCAAAGGUAUACGAUCGAGCUGCAGAUACGACGGAUGCAGUAUCCAUUGAUGGUACUGAGGUCAGACUUAUUUUUUUUUGUGAGUUGUAUAAUUGCACUGUCCAAGUGGAUACCUCUGAGCCAAAUGACUGGGGAGGUGUCUAUCCAAACGCAACGGGAUAUGGUCUAGUGGGAAUGGUACUCGAUAGACGAAACGACUACGGCAUAGGUGGCAUUUAUUUAUGGUACGAGGCUUAUCAGUACAUGGAUAUGACCCAUUUCUUAGGUCGGUCUGGAGUCACUUGCCUAGUGCCCGCACCGAGCCGCCUAAUCAGUUGGACCCUUCUGCUCCGCCCGUUCCAGGCCGUUCUCUGGAUGUGCGUGAUGCUGUGCCUGUUGCUUGAGAGCGUGGCCCUGUGUAUCACACGUCGGUGGGAGCAUUUCUCGGAUUCCUCUCAGCCUCACACCUGGACCGGUAGCCUGCGAUUCGGUUUAAUCAGUACACUGAAACUCUUUGUAAACCAGAGCACCAGCUAUGUAACCCGAUCGUAUGCCUUGCGGACCGUGCUAGUGGCCAGCUACAUGAUCGACAUCAUCCUAACGACCGUCUACAGUGGCGGAUUGGCUGCAAUCCUGACGUUGCCCACUCUGGAGGAGGCAGCGGACUCGCGACAGCGACUCUUUGACCAUAAGCUCAUCUGGACCGGAACUUCGCAGGCUUGGAUAACCACCAUUGGCGACGGAUCAGCUGACCCAGUACUCUUGGGCUUAAUGGAGCAAUACCGAGUGUUCGACGCCUCUUUGAUAUCCGCCUUUUCGCACUCGGAACAAAUGGGAUUUGUGGUGGAGCGCCUGCAAUUCGGACACUUGGGCAACACCGAACUUAUAGCAAACGAUGCCUUGGAGCGCCUUAAACUUAUGGUAGACGACAUUUAUUUCGCUUUCACUGCAGCCUUUGUGCCUCGCCUUUGGCCUCAUUUAAAUGCCUACAACGAUUUUAUCCUGGCCUGGCACUCUUCCGGCAUAGACAAGUUCUGGGAGUGGAAGAUAGCCGGUGAUUACAUGAACGGCCACCGUCAGAAUCUCAUUGUUGCUUCCCAGAAGCCAAACCUGGACAUUGGUCCCGUCAAAUUGGGUAUUCACAACUUCAUUGGCUUGAUCUUACUCUGGUGCUUUGGCAUGAUCUGCAGCCUUCUCACAUUUGCCGUCGAACUGUGGUGGGGUCGAAAGCUUAUUUAUUGAUAUUCAAGGAUUUGAAAAAUG
Molecule: messenger RNA, 2024 nt
Organism: Drosophila serrata
Lineage: Eukaryota; Metazoa; Arthropoda; Insecta; Diptera; Drosophilidae
Gene: Ir76a
Product: Ionotropic receptor 76a
Cellular component (GO): membrane
Molecular function (GO): ligand-gated monoatomic ion channel activity
Source: RefSeq, a predicted model, not a curated record